This is a messenger RNA of Fusarium musae, 2502 nucleotides long. RefSeq lists its product as uncharacterized. NCBI's taxonomy places the organism in Eukaryota, Fungi, Ascomycota, Sordariomycetes, Hypocreales, Nectriaceae. The transcript has 4 exons. The record is from RefSeq and is a predicted model, not a curated record. Bases 1 to 2502 code for a protein of 833 amino acids.
AUGUUCAAUGCUGCUGAAUCUGAUCAACAGGAGAGCACAAGCUUCUCUCGAAGCCAUUGGCGGGCUUCAGUCAUUCAAUCAUGGCUAUUCUUCCGUCUAGCAUCUGAAGCGCUAGGUCGAAACAUCAGACAUGAGGAAUUCGCAGGCGCUCAGCUUGACGGGUCCCAUUCUUCUAUUGAUCUUCGCAUACCGCAAUGGUACUGGCGAGAGCUCAAAGCUCGAUGGGAUGAACUAGACAACAGCCUCACUGCUGCGGAACUCGAGGCCAAGAGAACUGAACUUAAAAAGGUUUAUCAGAGCGCGCAGAUUGUCCUCAUCUAUAUGGAUAAUCUGGCGAAUCUCGACGACGAUAAGCUUACAGAAAUUCUCCUCUCAGUACACAUGUUGUCAUAUCUUGUGGCAUAUGUGCUCGAUUCCAAUACGCUCAAGGUCGCCAAGACAUCCACAAUCUCGGCAUCAACAAAGCUUCUUAAGCGCAGAAUGAUCAAGAAUGGGUGGUGCGAAAAGAGGCUGAACUUCUUGGAUGCUUCACCCAUGUCCUACCCCGAAUUUUACUUCAUAUCGUCACUCAAGCCACCUCGAAUCAAUGCUGAAGAUCACUCGGGCUGCAGUAGUGACAAAUGUCUCGUUACUAAUAAGUUGUCUAUGCCUCUCCACCGCACUGACGGGUGUCUCUGUGAAGAUAUCGUCGUCCCAGUUGAAAGGGUGAAACCCAUCGUGGCUUCCGGAGGGAUCCCUUUAGUCAGGAUCACACAGUCACCGCUUGGCAAGAUUGAGCUGGAGGUGGUUCCAUAUACUCCAUCCUGUAGGUUCAUCGCAAUAUCUCACGUCUGGGGUGAUCAACAAUUCGGAUCUUCUCAGAACUGCUUACCCAAAUGUCAAGUCGAAUACCUUGAACAAGUGCUUUCGAGUUUGCCCACCUCCAUUGAAGACUGGGGAUUGCGCGAAUGGAUCGCGAAUUGGUGGUCUUUUCGGCCCGGUGAAAUCGAACCUCCAAGUCGCGCAUACGAAUACUUUUGGCUGGACAGCUUCUGCAUACCCCAAGCUAUCGAUGACGCUGACCUUCGAGGCGGGGCCAUCGAGUCAAUGAACCUCAUUUAUGCUGCGGCAUCACACACCUUCGUCUUUGAUAAGGGGCUACAAGCCUUGGAUGCUGGUCGACGCCCAGCUUCUAUUGCGGCAUAUGGACGCCCGACCUACUACAGCCCUCAAGACGAAGGUUUGCUGGAUGUUGUAGCAUAUAUAUAUGCUUCGAAUUGGAUGGGCAGAGCGUGGACUUUGCAGGAAGGCAUCUUGUCAGGACGUAUUGUUUUCCCACUCCACGGAUCGUUGGCAUACCUCAAGUUGUUGAGGCCGUCUUACGAUGGUAGCCCUGGUAACAAACCUACCACUGAGAUCAGUAAGCAUUUACAAGAUGAAUCUGAGCCCUUCCGUGAGCCGAAUUCUUUGAAUGUCAAAGAGUACCAAGAUUACGCGCGAACGCCGCCCGAAGAUAUUCCCCUGAUUCUGAUGAAUAUGUCGUGCAUGAAUGCCAAUGCCAUAUCUCAAAGUAAAACCACCGAUGUAAGGAUGAAGCGACUUUUCUAUGGCCUUGAGUCACUUCCGACCGAGCUUCUCUUUUCUGAUUGCGCGAGACUGGGCGCGUGCACCGUGGAUUCCUGGAUACCACGUGAGAUAGCUACCGAGAAAUUUGGGGGCAAGCACACUCUCAAGCUUGGCUCAGCAGGCUUUACAUUCGAGACUAGAAAGGGCGCUCAGGCUCUCAAGUUCUAUUUGCUGUCAUCAGCGCAUCGAUCGGACCAUUUCCGGCUCCUCAUGCCGAAUGAGAAGGAUGUAAAAGGCCUCAAAUACAGUGUUGAAGCAUUGCAGAGAUCCGAUGUCGAUGUCGAGCACCCUGCAGAUGUACUGUGCAUUGUCGUCGAUAACGGACCGCCAGAACGAGGAGCGCGAUUUAUCGUUAAUCGAGUUGUGGGCAACAAUUAUUUCCUCCACUUCGACUGCCCUCUGCGCCUGACCGAGAUCAGUGACUCAAAAAGUUACAGCAAUGCUCAACAGGAUCCAAAGCACGAAUCUGGUGCAGUCAGUCUUAAUGGCAAAUUCAUCAUUGAGCGCAGUUACGAGCCACAAGACUUGAGCAUUUCACGUCCCCAAAAUCCACAACAAUAUUCGGAUAGGCUGAUAGUCAUUGGCCAGGCCAUUUGCGUUACAAUCUAUCUGGGAGAGCGCUUCAUAAUCAGAGCGAUGUGGAACGACGACAACUCUGUGGGCACACUAUUCCGCAUCCUUUACACUUGGUACAGUUUCAAGAAAUUUCAAUGGGUGGAGAGGGCUUUGACUGCAUUUGUUCACCGAGCAUGGAUGGCAACAUACCAGCCAGAUUGGGACCCUAAUGGACCAUGGAAGUGGUUUUGGAAACUGUCGAACUGGGAACCACCGAUCCCUUUCAGAACUUUAACGAAGUGGGCUUCCAAACCGAACGCUGGUCAGACGUGGGGAGUGUGA